This is a messenger RNA of Cornus florida, 624 nucleotides long. RefSeq lists its product as uncharacterized. Bases 82 to 453 code for a protein of 123 amino acids. The record is from RefSeq and is a predicted model, not a curated record. NCBI's taxonomy places the organism in Eukaryota, Viridiplantae, Streptophyta, Magnoliopsida, Cornales, Cornaceae. The transcript has 2 exons.
UUAAACCAUUCUUUGGCUGGAUUUCUAAUACCUACUACAAGAGCUAGCCCAAACAAUUGAGAUUGCCUGAAAACUUUAGGUAUGGGAUCACAGCAAGCAGAUUUGGAAAAAAAAGUCAGUGCAACCAAAGUUGACAAGGAAGAGAAACCUGAAAAGAAAGAGAAACAUGGGGAUGUGGAAGAGAAAGAACAGAAAGGGGAUGAUGAGAAGACAAAGGACAAGAAGGAAAAAGACAAGAGUGGUAAAGAUAAGGAGGAUGGUGGAAAGGAGAAGAAGAAGAAGAAUCCUGAAGAUAAGAAGGAUCCAACUAAACUGAAGCAAAAGCUUGCAAAGAUUGAUGACAAAAUGAAAGCACUAGCAAUCAAGAGAGAGGAUGUUUUGAAACUGAUUAAUGAACUUGAAAAAGGUGCCACCAACGCAAAUGGAGGAGCCUCUGCACCAGCCAAGGCUUGAGGCUCAAAAUAUUAUCAAUUUUCGUUACUUUUUCAUGUAUAUAAUAAAGUGUAAUUUGAUUUGAUGGAGGUAAGAAACCAUCCAUCUCUUUCAUUACUUUCAAUGUGUAUAUAUGUAUACAAAUUUUAUAAUCAAUUGAUUUGAGUAAGAAUCAAGGGAGCAAAAAAUCCC